UCUAGCGGUGAGCCCAUGAAGCUGUAAUGACAACACGAACGAAACAGACGAAGGGCGUACUUGAAACAUGGCAGUGUUCAGUGUUUACAUUGUGAGCAAAUCUGGCGGCCUGAUUUUUCACUACGAUCACCCCAGCAUGCCCAAGGUAGAGGUUGAGAAGACGUUCAGCUACCCUCUGGACAUUAUCCUCGCAUACCAUAAUAUAUUGAAGCGUGUGGUGGUGACAUUUGGGCAGAGGGACGGCGUUUGUGGCGGACACACGGUUCUCGCGAUUAACGGCAUCCCAGUCGUUAGCCGAGAGCUUGAAGAUGGACGUGAUGUUCUCGACGUUAUUGCCAACGAGGAAAACUACCCCAUCAGCAUCAAGUUCGGGCGUCCCAAGCUUACAACAAAUGAGCGCAUCGUCCUGGCUAGUACAUUCCAUUCCUUCUAUGCAAUCGCAUCUCAGCUGUCGCCAGAACCGAAGUCAUCGGGCAUCGAAGUGCUUGAAGCGGACACGUUUAAGUUGUAUUGCUACCAGACGGUAACUGGGAUAAAGUUCAUUGUGCUCGCGGACAAUAAGCAGACAGGGGUGGAGGCUCUUCUGAAAAAACUGUUCGAAGUAUACGCGGACUACGCGCUGAAGAAUCCGUUCUACUCAUUGGAAAUGCCAAUUCGAUGCGAACUGUUUGAUAUUAAUUUGCAAGCGACGAUCGAACAAAUGGAAAAGACCGGGAUCAGUAACAUAUGAGUAGCAGAGUGAUACGCUGCCAGUGUUUGUGCUUGGAAACUAGAAUGUCACUAUAAAGGCUGUGCAAAAUGA
Ornithodoros turicata is the source of this 802-nucleotide messenger RNA. RefSeq names its product trafficking protein particle complex subunit 4-like (gene Trs23). Gene Ontology annotation, cellular component: TRAPP complex. The transcript has a single exon. The record is from RefSeq and is a predicted model, not a curated record. NCBI's taxonomy places the organism in Eukaryota, Metazoa, Arthropoda, Arachnida, Ixodida, Argasidae. The coding region runs from base 68 to 730 and encodes 220 amino acids. Gene Ontology annotation, biological process: endoplasmic reticulum to Golgi vesicle-mediated transport.